This is a messenger RNA of Closterium sp. NIES-65, 1038 nucleotides long. NCBI's taxonomy places the organism in Eukaryota, Viridiplantae, Streptophyta, Zygnematophyceae, Desmidiales, Closteriaceae. The record is from the annotation of a GenBank genome assembly.
AUGGAGGGUUCGGCGACAGGGGGAGAUCACGGAGGCAAUCCUCGCGCCGAGCAUGCCGCAACCAAGGAGUCCGAGGAGGCGGCAACGCAACACCAUCUGACGCUGCUCCAGCCGAGCGUGGUCGAAGUUUCUGCAGCCGUGCUGGAUAAGGACAAGGUGGCACAGCACGAGUCGGUGGGGCUGGUCGGUGGCUCUCCUCCUUCUGGUGGACGGGGAAGGCGUAGGCAAAGGAAGAGCGAUGGGGAGGAGGAUGAUGACACCGCCGUGCCCGGGGACCUCACCACGCGGGCGAAGAGGCGGCAGACGACAGGUAGUGCUGACAACGCCGGAGGCGCGGAAGUUGACACACCGCGAGGCGCCAAGGAAGCUAGUGGCAAGGCGGGCGGUCAAGCAUUGCGCCAGAAGGGCCGCCCCGCAGCAAGAAAAGCAUCUGGCGGAAGGAGAGGCAAGAAAGCAGCGACACGAACGAGGCCGAAACGGGGCGAUGAAGACCCCGGUGAUGCGGAGGAGGAGGAGGAUGAGGAGGAGGAUGCGGAGGGAGAGGAGGAUGAAGAGGAAGCGGAGGAGGAAGACGCGGAUGUUGGGGAGGAUGCUAAAGAUGAGAAUGAUGGCGGGGAGGACGAAGAGGAGGAGGAGGAGGAGGAGGAGGAGGAGGAGGAGGAGGAGGAGGAGGAGGAGGAGGAGGAGGAGGAGGAGGAGGAGGAGGAGGAGGAGGAGGAGGAGGAGGGGGAUGAGGAGGAGGAGCAGGGUGAUGAGGAGGAGGAGGAGGAGGAGGAGGAGGAGGAGGAGGAGGAGGAGGAGGAGGAGGAGGAGGAGGAGGAGGAGGAGGAGGAGGAGGAUGCAUCAGAGAAGGAGGAUGCAAGUGCGUGUGACAUGGCAAAAGACGUGGCGGAUGAAGGAGGGUGUGACGUGGCACGUGGGGCUGGUUGGUGGACGUGGCGGAUGCAGGAGGGUGUGACGUGGCGGAAGGUGAGGGUUGGGGAUGACGUGGCGGAUGCAGGUGGGUGUGACGUGGGGGAAGGUGAGGGUUGGGGAUGA